AGGAGGAGGAGGAGGAGGAGGGCAGCCUGGAGGAGGAGGCGGCGGCCGAGCGGGGGGCAAGAUGAGCCUGCUGUCAGCCAUCGACACCGGCGCCGCCUCGGUCUACCAGCCGGCCCAGCUGCUCAACUGGGUGUACCUGUCCCUGCAGGACACGCACCAGGCCAGCGCCUUCGACGCCUUCAGGCCCGAGCCGGCCGGCCCGGCCCACCCGGAGCUGGGCUACGGCAAGGGCAGCCCCGACCAGCUGGGCUCGCCCCUGCACUCCAGCUAUCUCAACAGCUUCUUCCAGCUGCAGCGCGGAGAGGCACUGAGCAGCAGUCUGUAUAAGAGCGCAUCUCCUUAUGGCUCCCUCAACAACAUCGUGGAUGGACUCAGCUCCCUGACCGAGCACUUCUCUGAUAUGUCCCUCUCCUCGGAGGCCAGGAAACCCAGCAAAAGACCACCCCCCAACUACCUGUGCCACCUCUGUUUCAACAAGGGGCACUAUAUCAAAGACUGCCCUCAGGCUCGCCCCAAAGGUGAAGGGCUGACUCCGUACCAGGGCAAGAAGCGGUGUUUUGGGGAGUACAAAUGUCCCAAGUGCAAGAGAAAAUGGAUGAGUGGAAACUCCUGGGCCAACAUGGGCCAAGAAUGUAUCAAGUGCCACAUCAAUGUGUAUCCUCACAAACAGACUCGUGUCCACAGUGGGAGUUGGGCGGCGAGACUUGGAACCAUGUCUGUUUCCAGUCAACCUCCACAACCUCCACGUACAAGAGACCGCUGGAAAAGCCAGAUGGCCUUGAUGUCUCAGACCAGAGCAAGGAGCACCCUCAGCAUCUGUGUGAAAAGUGCAAAGUCUUGGGCUACUACUGCCGUCGAGUGCAAUAAAUCUCCUGGAGAUGGUGCUGACUCCCUGCCUUGCCUCUUCCUGCCUCCCUGUGACAUCCUCUGGUGUCAGGGACAUCCAGGAACACACCAUCGAAAGCCAACAACGACACACAAACUAAACUAAAAGCAAUGUUGCCGACAUUACUAUCUAUAAACUAAUAAUAUGCCUUCCAGUUAACAGAAUGUAACACUUUUCCUGUGUAUACGUGCAAGAUGUAUUUAUAGGACUCUGGGUUUUGUUUUGUAUUUGAUAAAAACAGUGUUACUGA
Ornithorhynchus anatinus (platypus) is the source of this 1136-nucleotide messenger RNA. It is a transcript of the gene ZCCHC24, whose product is annotated as zinc finger CCHC-type containing 24. The record is from RefSeq and is a predicted model, not a curated record. NCBI's taxonomy places the organism in Eukaryota, Metazoa, Chordata, Mammalia, Monotremata, Ornithorhynchidae. The transcript has 5 exons. Bases 62 to 991 code for a protein of 309 amino acids. Gene Ontology annotation, molecular function: nucleic acid binding; zinc ion binding.